AUAACAGACCAUGAAACUUUAUAAAAUGGCUGUGAAAAUAAGGUUUUCCAAACUAGCACUAAAGACUAAAAGAAGACACCAACAACCGCAUCAGUACUACAUCAACCAUGGCUGUUAUUCAGAGAAAUCCACUGCGCUUGGUCCUCCUGGGCAAGACAGGGGUUGGCAAAAGUGCCGCAGGAAACACCAUUCUGGGUAAGAAGGCAUUUGUGUCUGCCGUUAGAGCCACAUCUGUUACAAAGGAAUGCACAGCUCAAACAGCAGUGAUCAACCUACAACCUAUUACAGUGAUUGACACACCUGGCUUAUACGACACAUCAAUUCCUAAUGACAGUAUUGUGGAAGAAAUUAUAAAAGGCUUGUGGCUGAGCGCGCCUGGUCCUCAUGCAUUUCUUCUUCUGCUUGAUGUGAGGCGUCACACUGAAGAAGAAAGAAACACUGUCAAGAUAUUUAAAGAAAUCUUUGGUGAUGAUGUGUGCAAGUAUGUGAUUAUACUGUUCACUCAUGGAGAUGAUCUUGAGUUUGAUGAUAAAAGCAUCGAGGACUACAUCACAGAAGCUGGAUCUGACCUUCAGGAGCUGAUAAGAUCGUGUGGAAAUAGAUAUCAUGUUUUUAACAACAGGUCAAAAGACCACACACAGGUGCUGAAAUUCAUGCACAUACUUAAAAAGAUGCUGGAAGAAAACAAUCAUUGUUACUAUAACUAUGAACUGUUUAAAACUGCAGAGGCUCUGAAAGAGGCAAAAGCAACUGAAAAAGACUGGGAAAAGAGAUUAAGAGAAUUGGAGAAUCAAGUGCGGGAUCUGCAAAGUAAAAGCAAACUAUGCAUUAUAAUCUAGUGGAGAACAUACAGUAUGAUGUUUUUUUGACAAGACAAAAGCAGAGAAUAUAAAAGAGAUUGUUAGCACAUGAAUUUUAUUUUUUAAUGUGUGAAGUAGCUUAUUUCUGUAUACAAUGACAAACUUUUUGUUGAGAAUUUCUUAUAAGGGAAUUUUUAUGGGGAUCUUUCUGUCUGAAUGUAUUUGUGUCAACUGCUCCUUUAAUUACUGAUAAUGUUUUUUCUGCUUCAGUAAUACUUAGUAAAACAUGGUUAUAAAAUUCAGAUCAGAUUAUAGGUAGACAGGAAAACCUAUUUGUAUUGAAACUAUUUACUAGCCCGAGGACAAUCGUUGGUCUAAUACUGCUAUUUUUGGUGGAAAAUGUAUGUCAUGUAGUAUAAUGUAUACUGUAAUGUGGUACAAUUUACAUAUAUAAGAGGUGUUUUAGUGUGUCUAGAAAAAAAUGUCAGCUGUUUCAAGUGACAGAGCAAUAUGCAGAGAGUACUAUGGGGUAUGUAUAAUUGUCUGGGGAAAUUCUGAUUUUAUUACAAAUGCUGUUUAUUUAUAUAAUGUCAUCACUGUCAAUGUUUAUUUUUAAAUAAAGUCAAACACAUUUAUUGUA
Tachysurus fulvidraco (yellow catfish) is the source of this 1440-nucleotide messenger RNA. RefSeq names its product GTPase IMAP family member 4-like. The coding region runs from base 108 to 839 and encodes 243 amino acids. The record is from RefSeq and is a predicted model, not a curated record. Lineage: Eukaryota; Metazoa; Chordata; Actinopteri; Siluriformes; Bagridae. Gene Ontology annotation, molecular function: GTP binding. The transcript is spliced from 2 exons.